Molecule: messenger RNA, 867 nt
Organism: Rotaria sp. Silwood2
Lineage: Eukaryota; Metazoa; Rotifera; Eurotatoria; Philodinida; Philodinidae
Source: the annotation of a GenBank genome assembly
AUGCAUCGUGUUGUAUGCGCUGUUAAUGAAUCUCUCUAUUAUCAAAUGCUUUGUAAAGGUUUAGUUAUGUCUUUACUGAAACAUCGAUCUAUGCCAUGUAAAAUAACAGUUCUUCUUGAUGGCAAACAUUCUCAACCAUUGAAUGAUCUUCGUAAACAUAUCGAGAUUGUAUAUGUCAAGCCUCUAGAUAUUAUUUGUGGAUCUGUUUCAUCGAGAACAACAUUUGCUCGACUUGAAAUUCCAUAUAUUUUUCCAUAUGAAAGAAGAAUUUUAUAUUUGGAUGUUGAUACUUAUAUUAUAAAUGAUAUUCAUGAACUUUUCACUAUUCCAUUUGAAACAAUUGCGGCAGUUGUUCCCGGAACACAUUUAAUGAUUAAAGAAUUGAUAACACGAGAAUUUCGAACAAAUCUCAAAAAAAUGGAUUAUGAAUUAGAUGGUAUCAAUUAUUCGGUUGGUUUAGAAGAUCACAAAUAUUUCAAUGCUGGUAUCAUGCUAAUGGAUUCAUAUAAAUGGCGUGAGCUUCGUAUUAAACAACAUGCUGAAGCUUUAGUACGUGCGCAUCCAUCAGCUAUGUAUACAAGUGAUGAAAUGGCACUUAAUCUAAUUUUUCGUGGUCAUCUAACUGAGCUUCGACAAUGUUACAAUACUUUUUCCUUUGCAGAAAAAGAUCUCACUGAAUCACCUCGUAUUUGGCAUUUCAACACAUAUAAACCCAUUAUUCAUGCACCAUUAGCUCAAUUUUAUAACUGGUUAUCGAUCUUUAAAACAAAAGAUCAAAUUAUUCUGAAGAAUCUUGAAGAGAUUUCUAAAAGAUUUGGAAAAGCAGCUAUGCUGGCACUAAAAAGUCAAGAUUAUAGCGAAACUUGA